Leguminivora glycinivorella is the source of this 1746-nucleotide messenger RNA. It is a transcript of the gene Gale, whose product is annotated as UDP-glucose 4-epimerase. The transcript is spliced from 7 exons. Gene Ontology annotation, biological process: beta-D-galactose catabolic process via UDP-galactose, Leloir pathway. Gene Ontology annotation, cellular component: cytosol. The coding region runs from base 255 to 1346 and encodes 363 amino acids. The record is from RefSeq and is a predicted model, not a curated record. Lineage: Eukaryota; Metazoa; Arthropoda; Insecta; Lepidoptera; Tortricidae. Gene Ontology annotation, molecular function: UDP-glucose 4-epimerase activity.
AAUACCAAACCAGUAAUAAAAUGCGCUGACUGCACUACCUAAUAGAUUUAACUUUACCGUUAGGACUAGCAUACCGAACCUAGAAGCCUAAAUAAUUACUAGCUAAUAGGAUAACCGUAUAAUGUAAACAAACAUUUCAGCCGCCAGUGUAAUAGCUAUGAAGGAAAGAGUUAAUUUUCAUUGAAUAAACAAACCUUGAAAUUGGAUUCGUGUAGCCGCGUAAGCAUUUAGUCAGGCAGCAGUCUUGUGAUACAAUGCAGACACACACGAAUGGAACUAAUGGCACAAUGUCCUCAUCGAUUCUGAUAACCGGCGGGGCGGGGUAUAUUGGCUCUCACACAGUAGCCGUCCUUCUGGAAGAGUCCACGCCCCACGACCUGGUCGUUGUAGAUAAUCUAUCCAACGCACACAGAGAAAAAGGACAGAAGAAACCAGAAUCUCUGAGGAUAAUAGAAGAGCUGACUGGCAAGAAUGUGCACUUCUAUGAUGCUGAUAUUAGAGAUGCGGCGAAGUUGAGUGAGAUCUUUAACAAGCACAACAUAGAAAGCGUGAUCCACUUCGCGGCGCUGAAGGCAGUGGGUGAGUCAGUCGAUAAACCACUGGAGUACUAUCAAGUCAACAUCUCUGGGACGUGCACACUCUUUGAAGUUAUGCGUAAACAUGGCGUCUACAAACUAGUCUACAGUUCCUCGUGCACUGUGUACGGAGAGCCUCAGAAGUUGCCGAUAGACGAGUCCCACCCGACAGGCCUAGGGCUCACUAGCCCGUACGGCAAGUCCAAGUACUUCUGUGAGGAGAUUAUGAAGGACAUCUGCAGGAGCGACCCUAAAUGGACAGUGGUGUCCCUACGUUACUUCAACCCCGUUGGAGCCCACCUUAGCGGCCGAAUCGGUGAGGACCCUGCUGGCACACCGAACAACCUGAUGCCUUACAUAUCACAGGUGGCCGUCGGCCGUCUUCCAGAGCUCCAAGUGUUCGGCAACAACUACCCAACUUCAGACGGAACUGGCGUCCGUGACUAUAUUCACGUGGUAGACCUAGCCGCGGGUCAUGAACGCGCCGUGCGUCUGUUAAAACAACCGGGCGCUAGCGGGUUCCACGCUGUUAACUUAGGUACCGGUGUCGGCUACUCAGUCCUCCAAAUGAUAAAAGCCUUCGAAGAGGCGAGCGGUCGCAAGAUCCCGUACAAAAUAGUCGGCCGCCGGCCUGGAGACAUAUCUGAGAACUAUGCAGAUGUCUCACUCUCGCACAGGCUGUUAGGAUGGCGUGCGACAAGGACGCUAGAGGACAUGUGCCGGGAUACUUGGAGGUGGCAGAGCGCGCAUCCUAAUGGUUUCAAGAGUUAAGUUCAAAGAGCCGAUUUUUGUCAUUGAUUUCACUUUUUUUUUAAUUUGCGAAAAUGUCAUAACAUAUUUAGGUGCUCCGAAUUUCAUACUGUUUUUUUACUGAGAUACGAUCUUGAGAAACAGGUACAGGUUAAAUAAAUAUGAGACACUUUUUUUCUCGAAAUCAUAAUUUUACGGCUAGGGCGUUGAAUCCUGAACGAAGCUAAGGAUUCUAAAAGAAUUCUGAGCAUAACGAGGGAUUCUAUUAUAGAAUUCUAAGCGUAGUGAGGGCUUCUAAAUUAAAAUGGUGAGGAUUCUAUAAUAUAAUUCUGAGCGUAGUCAGAGAUGCAAAAGUAGAAUUCCUAAAAUAGAAUUUAUCUCAAAGUUCAACUCUCAUCCAAGGAACGUAAUGAGAUCAGAA